This is a messenger RNA of Dimorphilus gyrociliatus, 2256 nucleotides long. NCBI's taxonomy places the organism in Eukaryota, Metazoa, Annelida, Polychaeta, Dinophilidae. The record is from the annotation of a GenBank genome assembly.
UUGUUAUCCAAGGUUUUUUAUAUUAAAUAUCAUAAUUUGUAAAAAAAUUAUAAAGACUUUACAGAUUAACAAAGUUCGUCCAUUUUCCUUAUUAUCAUUCGCAGAAACCACAAUACGUAUAUUCUAUCUGUAGGAGGAAUAAAAGGAGAAUUUUGUUAUUCUUACGAAAGGUUAGAAUUUAGUUUUUAUUAAGAAAUUCAAAGGAAAUUACUUGGAAGUUUUUAAAACUCUAAUAAACUUAUUUAAAUGAAUGUCAUUUAUAGUUUGUUCAGUUUUUUCAUUCAAGAUUUUUCAAUUUUGUUUGUUACUUCGCUGAGAUUUUAUCCACCGGAUGUAGAAUUGGCAAAUGCGGUAUCGAAAGAAACCUAUAAUGGAGGUUCCUUAACUAUAAUUAUCGCUCCAACCCAAUAUAUACAAGAAGAUGGAUACUUGUUUCAAUACAGUUAUGCCAGAGAGAAUAAUUACCUUUGUUAUAUAGCAAUUUGGAGACCAGUUAGUGAUUUAACUUAUACAUUAGUCCACGAAACAAACGUCCCUCAAGGACCACUUCAUCAAGUACAAAUGGUAGAAUUAGAAGAACCUUUUCUCGUUAAAAAAUUCGAUGUGAUUGGUAUCCAUACUAGAAAGUCUAGUCCUCCUGACAGCAAUGUAAGAUGUAUUUCUGAAUUGAAAGAUCAAACUAGCGAAUAUCCAUUCCAUUCUCGAUUAAAACACAACUGCUGCUCUUCACUUGGAGAUACAAUUGCUUUUGAUACUACAACUCCGACCAGAUUUUAUCUCCUUAUUGCUGGUGUUGUAAAAGAUCUUCUUAAGAUAGCAACGGUAAAAUACUUAGCUACAUUUAUCAGUUAUCCGCAACCAACGCUUACAACUUCAAUUCCUAUUAAUUUGUAUUUGAGUGUAUUCAAACUUCAAUUGAAAACAUGCUCAAAUGUCGAAAAGAUAUUAGUUACAACGGAUGUACAACCAAAUGUCAACGGAAAGAUUUCGUUUCAUUUGGGUCAUGGAUACUCUGAACGAUUAAGAACAACGCUAUGCAAUCAUCUCAGUUCUUCAGAUACUGAUACUUUUACGAUUAAAGACGACAGAUAUUAUUUUACUAUAACUUGUAAGAGAACUACUAUUGGACGAUAUCUUAUAGUCAAGUCACCUUUUCAAUUCACUUUUACUAAUAUAUAUAUAAUUGGACAACCGGCUAUUGUCGAAACUCCUUUCUAUUCUCUAUCCUCAAUAGAAAUGAAAAAAGAUACAUUUGAUCAAGAUUGUCAACUUUCAAUUCAAUGUUUGAAAUUAUGUCAAAGUUUACAAAAUUGCUCUGGUAUUUCAGUUACAGCUAACAAGUCAAUUUUACAUUUUGGUCAUAUUUUUGAUGACAUGCUAAUUACCAGUCCAACUUCUAUUUUUCAUUAUAAAACAUGCUCUGCACCAACGCAAGAUGAUUAUUGUUAAAUUAAUCAGAAGCUUCACUAAACAAUUAUAUAGUAAUCUCAAAAAUUGUCGAAAUGUGUCACAUGAUUUUGCACUCUUAUUAAAUUCAAUAAUUGUCCAAUAAAGAGUAAUCAUAAAGAAAUUGAAUUUUAAAUAAUAAUUAAAUAGGUCGAUGAUCAAUCUAUCAAUUUUAGUGGAGAAAUCUAAUUGGGGGUUGAUCGAAUAACUUUCUCUCUACAGUCUAUAUGUAAAGCUUAACAAUUCUUACAUCUUUCCUGGUGAACUAUUGUUCAAGCGCAAUUCAAGUGAACACGGAUUCAUCUGAGAGAUAUUAAUUAGUUUUUAUCGCAUAAUUAGUAUCAUUAAAAUAAGUUAUUGUAAAUGUGUAUGCAAUUAUUGAAAGUCUAAUUACUAAUAUAUCAUAAUCGCGGAAUUGAACACUUAUUAAUCUCUUUAAAACAAAAGAUACGUACCGUUAAGAAAAUUUAGUAUUAGAUGUUAAUCUCAUUAACAUUAAAUAGAAUAUUCUAUAUUUCAGAGAAGCGACAUUACUAUCUGUCUGAUUUAUCAGUAAACAUUCAGAAAUACGUCGUUAGAGCUUUAAAUAUAAUUUUUAUUUUUGUAAUACAAACAAUUCAUUGUAAAUGAUUAAUGAUUAUCAAUUCCAUAUUUACACUCAUGUUGUCAACAAGAUUGCAACUAUUUACUAUUUAAAAAUAUAUCGUUCAAAAUUCUUAAAGUUAUAUUGGUCUAUUUCUAAAAUUAUUAAUAUACGACAUUAUACUUCAAUCCUUGUAUCUUUAUUUAUAGUACAAAGGGAAAGCAAUG